GCGCGUAGCGCGUGCGCACCACACAUGCUGCCGCCGCGCCCUUCUCCGGGCGUCUAGAUUCCCAUCCUUUCCUCCGGCCCCGCCCAAGCGGCUGCCCGUGACCUGCCUGGCGCAGGGAACGGAAAGCCAGAAGGGGCAAGACGACUUCAGUUCGCCAUGGGGCUGUUUGGAAAAACCCAGGAGAAGCCGCCCAAAGAGAUGGUCAAUGAAUGGUCAUUGAAGAUAAGAAAAGAAAUGAGAGUCGUUGACAGACAAAUAAGAGAUAUCCAGAGAGAAGAAGAGAAAGUGAAACGGUCUGUGAAAGAUGCUGCCAAGAAGGGCCAGAAGGAUGUCUGCGUGAUUCUGGCCAAGGAGGUGGUCAGGUCGAGGAAGGCCGUGAGCAAGCUGUACGCAUCCAAGGCACACAUGAACUCCGUGCUCAUGGGGAUGAAGAACCAGCUUGCGGUCCUGCGAGUGGCCGGGUCCCUGCAGAAGAGCACUGAAGUAAUGAAGGCCAUGCAGAGUCUCGUGAAGAUCCCAGAAAUCCAGGCCACUAUGCGGGAGCUGUCCAAGGAGAUGAUGAAGGCUGGGAUCAUAGAAGAGAUGCUGGAGGACACUUUUGAAAGCAUGGACGAUCAAGAAGAAAUGGAAGAAGAGGCUGAGAUGGAAAUUGACAAAAUCCUCUUUGAAAUUACAGCGGGAGCCUUGGGCAAAGCACCCAGUAAAGUGACCGAUGCCCUUCCAGAGCCUGAACCUUCAGGAGCAAUGGCUGCCUCUGAGGAUGAAGAGGAAGAGGAGGCCCUGGAGGCCAUGCAGUCCCGGCUGGCCACACUCCGCAGCUAGGGCCCCGCUCUCUGCCGGCAUUCGAGCACUCGGAAGAGGGCCACGUCCUGUGUCUCUUGCACUACACCUGUCAUGAGGCGUUGCAUUUGGGAGAAGGUUCUCUGCUUAUCUCUCUUCACUCUCUGCAAGGUUUUGAGAUCUUAAAGGGAUUGUUCUUAGGAAGGUGGUGUGAUUAAAUGCAUCAUUUUCAGGAAUAUAAACAGAAAUAUUGGGGAAAGCAGAGAAAUGGAAGCAAUUCUAAGAACAGAGUUGCCUGAAUGUUGAGGACUCUGCAUUUGGGGGGUGGGUGUAAAACACUGUAUAAAUGGAUUUUAAUAAAUUUCUGCUUUACCAUUUA
Molecule: messenger RNA, 1159 nt
Organism: Cavia porcellus (domestic guinea pig)
Lineage: Eukaryota; Metazoa; Chordata; Mammalia; Rodentia; Caviidae
Gene: Chmp3
Product: charged multivesicular body protein 3
Exons: 6
Coding region: 157-822 (221 amino acids)
Biological process (GO): protein transport; late endosome to vacuole transport; endosome transport via multivesicular body sorting pathway
Cellular component (GO): ESCRT III complex; multivesicular body
Source: RefSeq, a predicted model, not a curated record